Molecule: messenger RNA, 2743 nt
Organism: Ectocarpus sp. CCAP 1310/34
Lineage: Eukaryota; Phaeophyceae; Ectocarpales; Ectocarpaceae
Source: the annotation of a GenBank genome assembly
AUGGCUUCGGUAGGACUUAUGCAACGUGUGGAUCCGCCUCAUGGCAGGUCUUGCAAGCGGCGCCGUCCCUACCAGGAUGCGGGGGCGGCGAGGCCCGCCCCGGCCACCUCGCGACAACGCACAGCUGUUUCCUGUACGCUGCAGCAGCAGGAUGCAGAUGCAGAGGAGGAGGCAGACGAACCGAGCGGUGACAGCGACAGCGGCAGUGAGUACGAGGAAGACGAUGAUGAUGAAGAUGAGGACGAGGCGCCCGCAGUACAGCAACAGGCACCCGCAGUGCAGCAACAGCGGCGCCAUCAGGAACGACUGGUGUCUCGAUGGUCUGCUGGCGCCGGCAGCAGCAGCUGGGGAGGUGGCAGUGCUGCUGGAUACGAAUGCCUGAUCUGCGGCAAGUCGUUUAGCAAGGCCUGCAAGCUGGCGCGGCACGCCGCGACACACACAGGGGAUAAACCAUUCGUUUGCAGCGAAGCUGGCUGCGGCAAGGCGUUCGCGACCAAGGACAAGCUCGAGCGACACACCCUCUCCCACGCCCGCCGGAAGGCCGGUCUCUCGACGUCCGUGGGCAAUGCUGCCCGCAGCGAAGCCGAAACCCGGCAACGCGCGGCCGCUUUCGUCGCCGAGGCCGCAGCAGCGGGCCUCUCGCUCGAGGAGCCGGGGGCAGGGGGAACAGCGGCGCCUCGGCGCGUGCUUCCCUUGAUGAAGACGACCACGGCUCCGCUUUUGGAGGCGUCGAGGUUGGAGAGGGAUCGGGCGGUGAAUGGCUCCGGCAGCGGAGGCGGCGGGGCUCAAGGGUGGAAGUUCACCUGCGGGAGCUGCGGGAGGAAUUUCUUGGACAACUACCACCUCCAGCGCCACAUCAAGGCCAUUCACGAGGCCCCUCGUCCGUACACCUGCGACCACCCAGUGGUCGUGUCGCCUCGAACAGCCCCGUCUGCCGCUAGCGCAGCCGACGGCGCCGCUGCGGACGUUGCCACCGCAUCUCCUGGCGCUUCGCGGUCGAUGUGUGAGCGGCAGGGAGAGGAACUUGUCACUGAAGCGCGCGGGGAGGCGAAUGAAGGGAAGGAUGUGGCAAGCGUGAAAGGGUCGGUAGGAGGAGUGGAGGCCGGUUGGGGUGCCACAGAACGGGGGCUUCAGCAGGAGCAGCAGCAGCAGCAACAGCAACGAGUGUUGGGGGUGUGCGGCGCGUCGUUUUCGAAGAAGUGGCAGCUGCGGGAACACCUUUUCGCGGAACACGGCCAAUCGAAGUUCAACAGCAGGCAGCACCGGUGCUCCCACGCUGGGUGCGGGCGGUUCUUCGACCGGCCGAGCAAGCUGGCCGCCCACGAGAAGACCCACAAGGCCCGCUUCGUGUGCCAGUUCGACGGCUGUGGGGCGGCCUUCGUCCUUGCGUCCGGCCUAAACCUCCACCUCAAGGAGAAGCAUCCUUUCAGGUGCGGGGUAUGCGACAAGGUUUUCGAUCGGGAGGACAAAAUGCAGAUUCACCAAGCAACGCACGCCAGGGCGGGCGACGGGGACUUCAUCCGGCCCUACCAUUGUAACGUGCGUGGCUGCGGGAAGGCCUUCACGGAGAAGCGGAACCUUAACGCUCACCGUCGCACAGCGCACACUGAGGGUGGGCGCAAGCGCUUCCGGUGCGAGGUUAAGGGCUGCGGCAUGGCCUAUGCCCACCGCCACACUCUCGUCAAGCAUGUCAAGAGGGAGCACCAAUCCUCCUCUGGUGGCAGCAGCAGCAACGCAGCAAAAGAGGCGCCAACGACUACCCCAUUAGCAUGAAAUCGACCGAAAGUGCUCAAGAUUCUCACUUUCGUCCGGCUGCCGCGUUGGUCUAUUGCUUCAGGUUGUGUAUCCUCUCGGCUAUUGUGAUGUGUCUGUGUCAAGUCGUUGCGAGGUCUUCUUGCAGUUUUCGUUGGGAACCUUUGGGCGAUGUCGAUGACAUCGCAGCUCAAAGUCGGUGUAGUCAGAUCACUCACCCCAUGCUGUCGAUGGCCGGGUCCAGGCGGCCUUCGUUUGUGUUUGUUCGAGCUGUUUCUGGAUAUCUGGAUUUCCUCUGUUGUAAGUAAAUUUAUUCAAAGUAAGUUAUUGCUGGUAGCCGGUCUUGAGCUGGCGGCGAUGUAAAAAUUCCGUCGCGGCCCAUCUGGCGUGGUGGAGCAUCCUAGAUUUUGCAAAACUGGGGACCGAUGCGAGAUUAUUCCGCAUCCGCGUUUUGUGUUUGCCAUGGGCGUCCAGCAACUGAUUUGGAUCCGUCCACGUUUUGCAUGCUUGAGAACGAAAACGCCGCAAUUCCGAAUAGUAACCUCUGUGAUCCCGCUUCGGAAUGGUGUCGUUGAAGCGCUCUGUGCGCUCCAUCGGUCACGGAUCUUACAGAGUACAUGAAAGGGGCGUUUCGGAAGCGGGGCCCAAAAAGAAUGUGAUGGUGUUUCUCUAUUGCCUAGGUGACUGGCUGUGUUUGGACGGAACGUGUUGGGCAAUACUGUGCAGUAAAUUGCGUGGAUACGGUUGGGGACGUUUGGGUCAGGCGGGAGAACGCAGUGGUUGGGAAGCACGUGUUAUUGUUAUUCAAUGGGCGCUUCUGGACCCCACCUGCGAAUUUUACAUCCAGUUGCCCGAGGAAUUGGUGCUAAGACGUUCAUAGUGCGAGUAAGAACGUGGUUCUUAAGAAGCCCUCGGGCUCGGGAACACGAGGCGGCCUGUCGCAACGAGAUGGCGUACAGAUGUUUAUUUUGGUUCAAGGACAUGAGAUGUU